AUGAGAAGAUUUCUGAAGAGCCAGAAGGGCCGUUUUUCGCUCCGCCAAAGCCGUUCAGGAUCCCGCAGUGCCUCCAAGGACUUCUAACUGGCUCUUCCAGCGAAUAACCAGGGCUGGCCUGAGGACUUUGGAUUCAAGCUAGGUGGAGAUGGGCCUAGCUACAUCCUCUCUGUGGUGGAGGGCAGCAGUGCCUAUAUGGCAGGUCUGCAGCCUGGGGACCAGGUGCUGGAAAUUGAGGGCCAGAAUGUCUCCUCUCUCAGCACUAAAGCUCUCAUCGCCUUAGCCCAAACUCUCAAAACUGUACCUCCAAGCAUCGGGGUUGUGUCCCGCAUUGAACAGUUGGACAUCAUUCCAGGACCCGACGGCCGCUUUGGCUUCACCAUUGUUGGAGAUUGCCCUUUGUUGGUGGAGGACUGCAUGCUUAACUCUCCAGCAGGCCGCAGCGGGUUACGAGCGGGGGACUACGUGAUGGAGGUGAAUGGAAUUCCAGUGAAACACCACGAGAUGGCAGCAGCCAUGAUUAAAGCAUCGCAGGGGCGAACACUGCGCCUUGGUGUGCUCAGAAUAAACCGUUGGCAGAAACGCACCAGCAGCAGCAUGAAAGAGACCUACCAAAGUGGAGAUAUAGUCCGUCAGGACCGCAAAUACAAAGCCCUGGAGUUUAACAAGAAGGUUGAGGAGAUUUUAGGUGAAGAGCCAAUGGUAAAGGAGAGGCUUUUUGACCUGCUGAAGCAAUACGCAUCAGAGAGGGAUGUGGAGCAGCUGGCAUCCACACUCCCUGAGAUACUGAUCAAUGAGGAACAUCAACAGCUGAUAGACAGCAUCAGGAUAUUCAUUCCAAAGAAGCACCGACAACGCUUUGAUGAUGUGGUCUCCCAGAGUCUGAUAAGCCGCCUGAGGGGCCGCAGUUUUAGCGAGCACAGACAGAGUGGACUGCGCCGCAGCCGCAGUGAGGAUCACCCGGAGCGGCUGCUGGUGUCUACACGGGCCAGCUCAGUGCCACGCACUGCCCAUGAGGAUGGCAUCAUACCACCCUCUCGUGGCCUUCGCAAAACGACUUCACUCAUCGCUGGCCACACCGGCGCCAUCGCCAACCGCAGGACAGUGCGGGUCUACAAAGGGAACCAAAGUUUUGGUUUUACACUACGCGGGCACGCUCCUGUUUGGAUCGACUCUGUUAUUCCAGGUAGCCCAGCUGAGAAAGCAGGCCUUAAACCUGGAGAUCGCAUCUUGUUUCUUAAUGGCCUUGACAUGAGGAACUGUGCCCAUGAGAAGGUGGUGGCGAUGCUUCAAGGAAGUGGUGCAAUGCCUUCGCUAGUGGUAGAAGAUGGCCCUCCAUCCUUCAUGCUGGCUGAGCCAGAGGCUUUGGAGGCAUCUCCACGCUCACGUUCUCCUGUGCUCAGCUCGCUACAGUGGGUGGCGGAAAUUCUGCCACCCAGCAUCCGUGUGCAUGGGCGCACUUUCAGUCAGCAGCUGGAGCACCUGCUCACCCUGCAAGAGAGAUACACCAUCUGCAAGGCCCUUGAGGCCUUCUUCCAGCACAGGAAUGUGGAUACUCUUAUCGUAGAUGUGUUUCCAAUCCUGGAUACUCCAGCUAAGCAGGUGAUCUGGCAGUUCAUUUACCAACUGCUGACCUAUGAGGAGCAAGAACAUUGUCAGAGCAAGAUCUCACGCUUCCUUGGUUACAAAAUCACAUUGCCUGUGGCAGAGCCAGAGCCACCAGCUCCAGAGCCCCAUCGGCGUAGUAGCUCCAUGAAGGUGACGGGCACCACCUACCGGAGCAGUGUGAGAGGCCGUAGUUCAGAUGACCUGGUUAUUGGCACUCAUCUAGGAAUGGGGAUCCGCACAGAGCCUGUUGAGGUGGCUCCUAUGAGACUGGCCCCCGGAGAAAGACAGUCCGGAGAUGGGACUUCUCUGCCAGAAACCCCCAACAACCUUACUAACCUAUCAGCUGUAUAUGCUGAGCUUGAAAAUGUGCAUGUUGGCAAGAGGUCUAAAUCGCUAAAGAGUCGCCCACCUCCUGCCCCUGAAACAUUGAUUGACAUCUACCCUCACUCAUCUAGCCAGUCUUUUAGAGCUAAAUCUUCCUCGCCUUCUGUACGGGCUAGUUCAGGCAGUCGUAAGAUUAUAUCAGUGCAGCCUCCCCCUCCCCCUCCCCCACCUCCACAACCUUUAUGGAUUGAGCCCCUGCCCAGUCCCCAAGGCUCAAACUAUCCCCAGGAGCUUCCAUCCCAUGGGAGUGCAGAGUCCAACCCCUACAUUAGUCUGGAUAGCCCACCAUUAUCACCACCAUCUCCCCCUGACUAUCCACCAAGCCCCCCAGACUACAUAUCCAGUCCUCCCAUCCGAAAGAAGCGAUACACGUUUUCUCGUCCCCCCCGAAGUGCUGAUACAGACCUGUUCAUGGAGGCCCUCACAGAGCAGCUGGGUCAGCAGCUCUCUGUUGAUGAUUUCUUGUCUCCAGAGAAUGACUACGAGGAGGAUGUGGUCCAGAUGACCCUGCAAGAUGAGGAGGAUGAGGAUGUAGAGGAUGAAGAUGAGGAGGAAGACGAAGGCCCUUAUAUCCCACCUGAACUUAGCAGUGCCAGUGAGAUGCAUAGUAGCAGUGAGGAUGCAAGUUCUCUCACCUAUUCAUCCAGCUCUGACCACAUUCCACCUCCACCUCUCACCCCACCGCCCCCACCACCUGUUCAGUUUAAUGAUCCACCACCUCCCAGCAACUUCACCCCUGAUCAAAUCCCCCGACAUUUAACUUUCCGUCGUCAACCAGGACCUCCACCUCCCCCUCCUCCUAGGGCCAAUCCACCUCCAAAGCGACAAUCCAUUAACAAGGUGCUUCCUACUCGGGAUGAAUUGAUGUCCCACCAGGUUAUACAAGAAGCACAGUCUCUACCAGUCCAGCCAACAACUGGACCCCCCCAGCAUCUUCUACAGCAGAUGCACCAGUCCCUGCCCCCAUUGCCUUCCCCGGACCUAUCUCCAUCUGCCAUCCAUAGCCAUAUCAUGUACCAAAUGCAUCACCAAACUCAGCAAAGUCAACAAGAUCAACAGGCCUAUCAAAUUCACCAAAGUCAUCAGGCUCAGCACAGUCACCAACUUCAUCAAGCUCAGCAGAGCCGUCAAAUGCAUCAAAGCCACCAAACUCAUAAUACCCAUCAGACCCAACUCUCUAGCUCCAUGGACAGGCUUGACAAAAUUGAUAGAAUGGAACUGUCUGAUAGACAUGUUUAUGAGGUUUACCACCCUCAACCAGUGCACCAAGGUCAUCAGACUCCCCUUAGUCAUCAUCAGAGCCAUCAAGCUCACCUAUCAAGCUCCAUGGAUAGGCUGGAUAGAUUGGAAAGAAUUGAACAUUUAGAACGAAUGGAACGUUUAGAACGAAUGGAACGGUUGGAGAGGUCAGAGAGAGCUGAAAGGAGAGCUGAAAUGCAUCAAGCCCAGGUGUCUCAACUGAACUCCCAGUCUAUUCGCCAGAAUCAACAGAGUCCACAACCUCAGUCAGGUUAUCCCAGUCAACACCAAAUCCAUCAGAUCCAUCAAGUUUACCCACCAAACCAUCCUUCUCCACAUAGCCACCAUUCUCAUCACAUUCAUCAAAUUGAGCACAUCCAUCAGACACAGCUUGUGCAAUCUGCCCCACAAUACCAUGUUAUCCACCAGCCCCACCAACCCCACCAGACCCAGGUCCUCUCCACCUUCCUGCCUCUGCAUCAGCCAGUAUCACAACAACAAAGACAACAACAGCAACAACAACAACAGCAACAGCAGCAACAGCAACAGCAGCAGCCACAUCAACACCAACAUCAGUCUCAUUCUUCCCAACCUUCAACCCAGGCCAGACAGAGUCCUCAUCCCAUUCAGCACCAACGGCAUCAACAUCACCAUGAAGCUCUGUCUCAAUCACAGCCUCAACCUCAGCCCCAGCCUCAGCCCCACCACCAAGAAGCAUCUAUUCUGGAGCCUCCUCCUCCUCCACCUUUACCCCCUCCUUGUAUGCCACCCCCUCUGCCCCGAGCCUCACCACAUAAAUCAGACUCCAGUCACAUGAAUGUGAAGAGGCUACGUUGGGAACAGGUUGAGAAUUCUGAAGGAACUAUCUGGGGACAGUUGGGAGAGGAUUCUGAUUAUGACAAACUCAGUGACAUGGUAAAAUAUUUGGACUUGGAACUGCAUUUUGGGACGCAGAAGAGUCCAAUCUCUGUUCCAGAACCUGCACCUCAGCCUGAAACAUUUAAAAAGAAAGAUGUGAUUGAGAUUCUUUCCCAUAAGAAAGCAUACAAUGCCUCCAUCCUGAUUGCCCACUUGAAGCUGUCUCCUGGUGAGCUGCGGCAUGUGCUGAUGACAAUGUCGACGGAUCGCCUGGAGCCAGCACACAUCAAGCAGCUGCUAUUGUAUGCGCCAGAUGAUGAAGAAGUCAAACGUUACGAGCAGUACACUGAUGACCCUAGCAAGCUGAGUGAGCCAGAUCAGUUUGUCUUACAGAUGCUGUCUGUGCCUGAGUAUAAGACCCGUCUGAAGAGUCUGCAUUUUAAAAGCAUGCUGCAGGAGAAGACUGAGGAGAUGCGAGCAGGAUAUGAGUGCAUCUAUAAGGCCUCACUGGAGCUCAAAAACAGCAAAAAACUAGCAAAGAUUCUGGAGUUUGUCCUUGCCAUGGGGAAUUACUUAAACAAUGGCCAACCCAAGGGAAGUAAGACCACUGGCUUUAAGAUCAAUUUCCUAACUGAACUUGCUACCACCAAAACCGUGGAUGGAAAAUCCACUUUUUUGCAUAUUCUUGCCAAAUCCUUGUGCCAACAUUUUCCUGAGGUACUGGACUUUGCCAAAGAACUCACAACCGUACCAAUGGCAGCCAAAGUGAAUCAGAGGAACAUCACUUUAGAUAUGAAUGAUCUGCACAGCACCAUCCAAGACAUUCGCUCAGCCUGCCACAAGAUGCCAGCCACUGCUGAGGACCGCUUUGCUGUGGUUAUGAGUGGUUUUUUAGAAAACAGCCACCCUGCUGUGCAAUCUCUGGAGUCUCUACAGCAGAGAGCUAUGGAGGAAUUUUGUAAGGUGGCCUCUUUCUUUGGUGAGGAUGGCAAGAUCACCACCACCGAGGCUUUCUUUGGCAUUUUUGCCGAAUUCACUUCAAAGUUUGAAAGAGCCUUAAUGGAAAACCAGGCUACUGAAAAUCCUCCACGCAGCCCACGAAGUCCUCGCAUGGCAUCCCCCUUAGCAUGGUGACGGGACACACACACACACAUAUAUUAUAUACACAUUUACAUGAUAAUACACACACAUACAGUACACAUCAUGCACUAAAAGACUUUGUUACAACAUACAAACAUACCUGGAAAAACUGUUUCUUUACACAAGCUCUCAUACAGUAGUGACAAUGUGUGCAGAUACAUACUGUAGGAUACUUGCAGUUUUUGGAAAAUGUUUAAACUGAAUUAUAUUAAAAAAACAAAACAAAAAAAAAACCUAAAGACAUGUCUUUAGUCAAAAGUUUGUUGUAGCAUUAUACAGCGUGACUUUUAACAUACACACACUUAGAUAGGGUACUGAAUGUGCUGUGGAAUGUGAACAGAACUGUGAAUGAAACUGUACAUCAAUGAAAUGAGCUUACUGUUAAUCCAUGAGGGCUUUGUUUAAGUAAUGAUUCUGAUUCUUCUAUAGUAGAAUAUAUUUACAUAGACGUUGGUCACUUUGGAUAUAGCAUUCUAUAUUUG
This is a messenger RNA of Clarias gariepinus (North African catfish), 5711 nucleotides long. RefSeq names its product glutamate receptor, ionotropic, delta 2 (Grid2) interacting protein, a (gene grid2ipa). Gene Ontology annotation, biological process: regulation of DNA-templated transcription. Gene Ontology annotation, molecular function: protein binding. NCBI's taxonomy places the organism in Eukaryota, Metazoa, Chordata, Actinopteri, Siluriformes, Clariidae. The record is from RefSeq and is a predicted model, not a curated record. The transcript has 23 exons.